AUUGCACCUUGCAUCUUGAAAAAAACAAAGAAAGGUGCAAGCAAUUAUUGUAAUAAAUGGCAAAUAAGGCAUCACAAGAAAUAGUGUUAGGAAACACUAGUACUACAAAUGGAGGAAUAAGAAGCACAUUUCAAUCACUUGUUUUAGUACUAACAACAAUUGUAGUUGUGACUGGCGUUUAUCUAACACAAGAAGGAGGAGAAUGGUUUGAAGAGAGUAGUAGUAAUAGUAUGUCAUCAAUUAUUGAAGAAUCAAAAUGCAACAUGUUUAAUGGUAAGUGGGUUUUUGACAACAUAACUCAUCCAUUAUACAAAGAGAAGCAAUGCACAUACAUGUCAGAUCAAUUGGCUUGUGAGAAGUUUGGAAGGAAGGACCUUAGCUACCAGAAUUGGAGGUGGCAGCCACACCAAUGUCACAUACCAAGGUUCAAUGCCAUAGCAAUGCUUGAAAAGCUAAGGAACAAGAGGCUUGUGUUUGUGGGGGAUUCACUCAAUAGAGGCCAAUGGAUUUCAAUGGUUUGCCUUGUUGAGUCUUCGGUGCUCCCAUCUCUUAAAUCCAUGCGCACCAUUGCCAAUGGCUCACUAAGUAUUUUUAAGGCCAUAGAAUACAAUGCAAGCAUAGAGUUCUAUUGGGCCCCACUACUAGUAGAAUCAAACUCAGAUGAUCCAAUAAACCAUAGAGUAGCAAAUAGAAUUGUGAGGGUCAAGAGCAUUGAGAAGCAUGCUAGGCAUUGGACUGAUGCAGACAUUCUGGUCUUCAACACUUUCCUUUGGUGGAGAAGGCGUGCAAUGAAUGUUCUGUGGGGAUCAUUUGAAGAUCCAGAUGCAGUGUACAAAAGGGUUGAAAUGGUGAGAGUCUAUGAAAUGGCAUUGAGGACUUGGUCAGAUUGGUUGGAGGUCCAUGUUAAUCGUAGCAAGACACAGUUGUUUUUUGUUAGCAUGUCACCCACUCACCAAAGGGCUCAUGAAUGGGGAGGAGUGAAGGGUGAAAACUGCUACAAAGAAACAGAUUUGAUUACACAAGAGGAUUACUGGGGGAAUGGUACUUUUCCAUCAAUGAUGAGGGUGGUGGAAAAUGUACUUCAAGAUUUGAAAUCAAGAGGUUUGAAUGUUCAGAUGCUUAACAUCACACAGCUCUCAGAGUACAGAAAAGAAGGUCACCCAUCUAUCUAUAGGAAGCAAUGGGAGCCUCUAACAGAAGAACAGAUUUCUAACCCAAAAACUUAUGCAGAUUGCAUACAUUGGUGCCUUCCAGGAGUUUCUGACACUUGGAAUGAGCUUCUCUAUGCCUAUAUUUUCCAUCAAUGACCAAAAACUGAUUAUAGAAAUUUGGAAUAUGCAAUGGUAAUAUGGUCAUUAGAGUUUUACUUUUUACUUUUUUUUUCCUCUCUCUAAAGGUUUUGAGGGGAGUAUAAGUGUAAAGCAUAUUGCCUCUCCUAAUCCUCAAAAUAUCACACAUGUGCUAGUGACUUUUUAUAUUUUGUCUUUGUUUCUGUUUUUGUGUUGUAUACUAAGUUUUUUUCCUUGGAAUAAUGCAUGACAAUAUGACAUUACCUUGUUUGCUUCAUGGAAAAGCAAAGCAUGUUUUAACCAGUAGUGACAUCAAAAAUAUGCA
Molecule: messenger RNA, 1614 nt
Organism: Arachis stenosperma
Lineage: Eukaryota; Viridiplantae; Streptophyta; Magnoliopsida; Fabales; Fabaceae
Product: protein trichome birefringence-like 34
Exons: 5
Coding region: 57-1307 (416 amino acids)
Cellular component (GO): Golgi apparatus
Molecular function (GO): O-acetyltransferase activity
Source: RefSeq, a predicted model, not a curated record